Messenger RNA from Aspergillus oryzae RIB40, 513 nucleotides. RefSeq lists its product as uncharacterized. The transcript is spliced from 2 exons. The coding region runs from base 1 to 513 and encodes 170 amino acids. The record is from RefSeq and is a predicted model, not a curated record. Lineage: Eukaryota; Fungi; Ascomycota; Eurotiomycetes; Eurotiales; Aspergillaceae.
AUGACAGCCCUCACCAGGCACGACCAAGCUCUGUUUGAGACAACGAGACGAGUUCUCGCCGAAGUAGUCAAUGAAGGACUGGUUCGUGCGAAGGUCGAAGUUACUGCACCUGAAGGACCAGGUACACUUUGCUUACUGAGUCCUCAAGAUGUCAGCUGGGUUAAGGUCGGGGUCACACCCGGCACUGUUAUUGAGAUGAAAGAGGAUCGUGUGGUUUCUGUGAUACGGCCAGAGAGCCUACAGCCGCCUGUAAUUGUCGGGGAAACUGGAAAUCAAGAGCUGGAUCCGGGCGCAAUAUUCGCCGUGCUAAGUGCAUUACUUAAGGAUGUUGCCGAUGGGACGGUCCUGGAGGCUAUUGUUCGAGAGCUACGCAACUCGGCGACGAACCAAGGAUCAACCCGUCUUCGGCUUGGGGGAUACAUCUGCGAAGUGGGAACGGGCAUUGAUAAAUGGCCAUCCGAGUCACCCAGUAUGACUCCCCAGAUUGUAGUCUACGUGCUGUGUUGGGGCUAA